This is a messenger RNA of Chara braunii, 3548 nucleotides long. Lineage: Eukaryota; Viridiplantae; Streptophyta; Charophyceae; Charales; Characeae. The record is from the annotation of a GenBank genome assembly.
CCAAGGCUUAGUAGAAAACGUACCAGCGCCUUUGCGAAAUUGCGAUUUGCAUAGCACAUAGUUCACUUUUAUUCUACGGCCUAUUGCGAUUUGCAUAGAAGAUAGUUUACCUUUAUUCUCCGGCCUUUAGUCAUCGUGGGUGGAUUCUGCUGUCUACUCUUGAGCGUGCUGCGCGUUUCUGCAUUGUGCGCUGCCCUCUUGCUGUGUGUCGCAUCUUUCCCUCCCUCUUUCGCUCGUUGUGCUGCGGUCGCUGCUGUGGCCGUACAUCUCACUGGCUACCAUAGCUCAACCCAGCGCCACGCUCGACGGCACGGCGGUGACGACGGUCCGCCAGCCGUUGUUUGCCGGCGAACCACGCCGGAAGCCGCUCCACGAGUUCAUCAUGAAGAUCGCAGUGUUGGUGAUGGCGCUCGGUAGCGCCUUUUUGUUAUUAUCCUUCACACAAGAAGGGCAGAGCGAGGGUAUCCGUAUGAGCCGGGAAAUGGGCGAGAUGAAGGACGCGUCGUCGCCUUACGCCGGGGCAGCAUAUCCAAUCUCUCAUCAGGGAGGGGGCGUGGAAGACGGUGUCGACGGUGUGGAUAACGGCCCCUCUCCGGACCCUACUCUCGUUGUACUCGAGGAGGUCACGUACGCGGGAUCCGGAUGUGGACAUGGCGCCGUGAAAGGGGUCUUGUCGAAAGACGCGAGAUCUUUCACUCCCAUCCCUGAUGAUACCGACGUGAAGAUCGUUGCCAAGUCGGGACCCGGCGCUUCUAUCUCCGACUCCAGGAAGAACUGUCAUUACAGCGUAGUCAUGACGCACCCUGCGGGAUGGAGCUAUGCUCUCGCCUCUGCUGAGUUCGACGGAUCUGUCGACCUCGAUGAUGGGGCGACCGGGAUUCAGGACGCGUACUACUACUUCCAGGGUGACGGGAAGAACUGUGCCAUUCUGCCCAUCUCAAUGGACGGUCCCAAGACGGAGAAGUUCCAGACGGGCAAUAGGACUUUCGAGGAGCCGCUUUAUUGGUCUCCGUGCAACAACGAGAGGUACCUUCAGAUCAAUGUGGCUGCCCGUGUGAAAGGUCGUGGUGUUCGGGGCGUGCUGUCCAUCGAGAAGCAGAAGUACUUCUUGAAGUGGAGAAAGUGCGCCGAUGUUGAGACUGCUUAAGGGAGGCAGCAGAUCGCGAAGCUUUCAUUUUGCUAUCAUGCCUUGAUAGUGUGCGUUUCCACCUUGUCGUGGAGGAUUGAGCGAUGAUGAUUGUAUCAAUCAAAGGCUCGAUCGGGAGGAUUGAGCGAUGCUGAAUGCAUCAAUCAAAGGCUCGAUCGGGUUUUUUGAGGAGACGGAUAAAUCAAUCAUUCAUCCAUCGGCCAUGGCGAUGCGUGAGCGUAGCGGCGCUGAAACUGGCAAUAUUGCGCGCGCCAGUCGUCCACACUUCCUCGUAUGGUUUGUAAGACGAUCGGACGAUCGGUUCAAGCCUCUGCCUCCUGUUUGUGUUUGAAUCAGGGCUGCGUAUAUCGUCGGGAUACGAAAACGGCGGCUGGAGAAGGGAAAUGAACGACUUGAAAAAUGGCAUGAUUAGGGACUUUUAGAGGCCUUUUUUUUUUCUUUUUUUUUUUUUUAAUGGAAUGAUUAGGGACUUGUAGAGACGGUUUUUUUUUUUUUUUUUUCCUGAAGUUUCGCAGUCCCGACGAGUUUCACACGGUUUGACGUUUCGAAGUCGUUCGUGUACAUGACGUGCAUCCCAUUUAUCGCUUUACUUGCCAGGGCGUGCACGAAAGACGACCAAGCAGAGGUCUCGGAGAGGCGUGCAGCAGGGUAGAUGUGUUCAGUGGAAAAACGCCGGAUGCGGUGAGCUUAAAAAUAGGCCUAGUGUUAUUCUGUUUGCCUUUUCUCUUCUUUUCUUUUUAUCUCCGCGGACUGUAGGAGUGGCAGGCACGCAUUUUCUCCCCCCUUGCGUGCGACUACUGCUUCUCGACCUCGAGGUCCAGGUACCUCAACAGUGUCUUGUGAAUCGGGAAGUGAUGGUGUUGGGGUCAGUCGGUUUGACUGCGCGAGGAUCUAAUCGAAGCAGAGGCUUUUCGGUGCCGAGCAAGAUGUGGCAGAAGUGAACUGGAUGGCGAUGGAGAUCUCGAAUCAAUGAGGCGCGGUGGUCUGUAAGUGGUCCAGGAUGCAAAGCGUCACUUGGGUGAGGAAGUUGUGCGGCAAGGAUGGACUCGUUUGUGUGACGGGCGAUCGCAAGAUGUGUAUAUGAUGAGUGUUAGGGGAUAGGAGUCGUCGGAACGCAUGCUUUAUGAAGUGGUGCUAUGUCUGACCGAAUGGCGGUCGGUUUGACAUCGUGUUAGAGGGGAGUCGCUGAUACUUGUACAACCAUUAGUAUUGGAAGGAGCUCAUUGAAACGGUUUUCACCUUUGCAGUAGCAGACGGAGAUUCCAGGGCUGGAUCCGUAGACCCCGACCUCACCCGUGUACAGUAUCAAGUCGACCUCGUGUGUGUUUGAACCCGUGACCUGUGUCUUGGUAGUUGACUGUUGUCUGUCGUGGGCCUGUGUAGCUGUCGGGUUUCGAUCCGGAGUUCGGUGAAUUAAGGGUCGCAGCUGUGUAGGAGUCGUAGCUGUUACAGUCCUGAAAGGCCAAGUCGACAGACUUCCGGAAGGGCCGGAAGUGGCCAUUCGAGAGUUGUUCACGUUGGCCUGCGAGCCUAGCUCAGUUGGUAAGGCACAGAAGUUGCAUUCAGGAGGUCCGACAAUAUUGGCCACUAGACACCGGCAUGUGGGGUUUGGGUGGGGGUAGGGGGAGGUGCAGUGACUGGCCAUUGCUCGGCGCUAGCACGGCCGAUUUCCCCCAUCGGCAAUGCCUGCCCACCCCUCGUCGCCGUCAUGAGGGACUGGUACAGCCUUGCUCUCGCACCACUGCUGUGGUGCCAACCUACCCCGUGGGCUGGGGAGAGAUCCGGGUUGGUUGAUGUUCCCCCGUACUAUACAUAGACUAGUGAGAGGAUGAGAUAGAUGAGUACUAGCAAGAAAAACGAGAAAAAAAAGAAAAAAAAAAAAGAGUUCACGUUAGACCAGAGGAGGCAAGUCGGUAGUCCAACUUUGUCUAGUCAGGGGUAUCCAGUCCCAGACUCACUUUGUCCAGUCAGCAAGUACCAUAUGCGACUGUGUGCACCCUGGGCCCGGUGGAAAGGAGCAGACCAGCGGCCAACAGAAGUAUAAAUCAAGCGGCAACAUCCAGCUAUUCAUUCAUCAGACUGCGAGCCGUGCGGAAGCGCUGCCAGAGCGACUUGUGCAAGGAGGUCUGCAGGUGCCCGAGCGAGAAGAGGGAAAUGAAGCGCCCAUAGCCGCCAGUUAGUGAGGGAGGUAGCGUAGAAGAUAGACUAAGGGUGUGUGUGUGUAUAGUGUGCAGUGAGUUGUGUGCGUGUGUGGGACAUUCAGAGUGAUCCAGAGUAAAAUGCGUGUGAACAGUUGCUGCUGUCAAUGCAGUAUCGGAAGGGUGAUGUGAGGGUGCGCAGGCGCCAUAGCCACAUUUGAAGCGAGUUUGAAUCUGAACUAUGUAUUCGGUCUUGAGAUCUC